Delphinapterus leucas (beluga whale) is the source of this 1755-nucleotide messenger RNA. RefSeq names its product syndecan binding protein 2 (gene SDCBP2). Lineage: Eukaryota; Metazoa; Chordata; Mammalia; Artiodactyla; Monodontidae. The record is from RefSeq and is a predicted model, not a curated record. Gene Ontology annotation, cellular component: cytoplasm; plasma membrane. Gene Ontology annotation, molecular function: protein binding.
GUGGGAUCUUCCCAGACCGGGGCAUGAACCCGUGUCCCCUGCAUCGGCAGGUGGACUGUCAACCACUGUGCCACCAGGGAAGCCCAGGUAUGGCCAUUUUUUAAGACCCAUCAAACUGCCCUCAGUGAGUUCAGCAGGACUGGUUGUCCAAUCCAAAUCCGAUUUCCUCAAGGCCAAGAAGUCUUGGUUCAUCACCCUCUCAACAGGAGCUGUGAGCCCCUAACCCCACCUCCUCAUCCAGACUACGGCCAAAGCCCUCCUCUGAGCCUGGUGACCUAGGAGCAGGCUGAGUCAGCCGCAGGUCCUUACCUGGGCCCAUCCCAGUCCUGAGUGAGUCAGCUGACCAGGGAGCAGGAACCCAGCUGGGACAAGGGCCGCCACCUUCCAGGGAGGGGACCAGACUCCAUCAGCAGUGGCUGGAGAAGGACGAGCAGCAGCACCUGGCCUGCAGGGUGUUCCAAAGAGCAGCCAUGUCCACCCUGUACCCAUCUCUGGAGGACCUGAAGGUGGACCAAGCCAUGCAGGCCGAGGCCAGAGCCGUACCCAGGAUGCCCGCCCUGCCGGGGCAGGGAACAGACUCCGAGCCGUCAGUUUUGUAUCCAAACCUGUCGGAAUUGGAAGGUUAUAUGGGUCUUUCGUUCUCCAGCCACGAAGUCCAGCAGAACCUGCCUCAGAUUCCAGAAGGUGCCAGUGCAGCGGUCUCGGGCCCCUCACCGGACCAGGUGGUGGCGCCGGUGUCCGGGAACAGCUUGGGCGUGCUGCCUGGGGAGGUCAAGCCCGGGGUGCGCGAGAUCCACCUGUGCAAGGAUGAGCGCGGCAAGACGGGGCUGCGGCUGCGGGCCAUCGACAAGAUCCUGCAGAUUGAUGGGCGCAACUGUGUCGGGUGGAGCACAGACAAAGCCCACCGGGUGGUGAAGAAGGCGUCGGCUGAGAAGAUUGUCAUGGUUGUUCGGGACAGGCCAUUCCAGCGGACCGUCACCAUGCACAAGGACAGCACAGGCCACAUUGGCUUCGUCAUCAAGAAGGGGAAGAUCAUCUCUUUGGUCAAAGGGAGUUCUGCGGCCCGCAACGGGCUCCUCAUCAACCACUACGUGUGCGAGGUGAAUGGGCAGAACGUCAUUGGGCUGAAGGACAAAGAAGUCAUGGAGAUUCUGGCCACAGCCGGGAACGUCAUCAACCUGGCCAUCAUCCCCACUGUGAUCUAUGCGCACAUGGUCAGAAAGUUGUCCCCAGCCCUGCUCCACCACACCAUGGACCACUCCAUCCCUGACAUCUGAAGCCACGGGAGAGCAGCUCAGCCCUCUCACCCUCCAGCAGGAAGGGGAGAGUCCUCAGGGGACAGACUGAGGAGGCCUCUGCCUGGGGGCGGGGCUGUCUCCAGGCGGGCGCGUUCUGGGUGGGGCAACAUUGGGUCACAUGGGCCUGUCCUUUAUACACACUGGCCUCCUUGGAGCCUCAGCCUCUUAACUGGGCUAAGGCAGGGGCAGGGCCCACAGGCAGUGAUUCUCUGAGCCGAUUUAAAUGCUGGGCACGUAGGCAGGCCGACUAAACACUUCCUAAAGUUGCAGCUGGGUCCCUUUCAAACUUUUGCCUCUACCAGUAAAACAUUUCCACGGUUUGAGAGGACAAAUACAUUUUUUUGGGAGAAUUGUUUCUUUUUCCUUUAGUUGUUCUUUGUCACAAACUGUAUUUAGUUAUAACCCGUCACUGUCUUUGAAUAAAGAUUUGAUUUUACAUAAAAUCCCUUCCUCAAAA